This is a messenger RNA of Stegodyphus dumicola, 801 nucleotides long. Its product is annotated as NADH dehydrogenase [ubiquinone] 1 alpha subcomplex subunit 7-like. The record is from RefSeq and is a predicted model, not a curated record. Gene Ontology annotation, biological process: ATP synthesis coupled electron transport; mitochondrial electron transport, NADH to ubiquinone. NCBI's taxonomy places the organism in Eukaryota, Metazoa, Arthropoda, Arachnida, Araneae, Eresidae. Gene Ontology annotation, cellular component: CCR4-NOT complex; mitochondrial inner membrane; respiratory chain complex I.
AGUUUGACGGAUAUUAUUUACUUUGAUUUUUUUCCUGUUAAAUGAGUCAGUGCACGCCAAAUAUGGUAAUUUAAAGCAAAUCCAGAGCAUUUCGAAACAACCGUUGGAAGUUUUAGGAUUUCGCUGAAAGCGGAGUAGAUCGUUAUUUUUGGGAAGCGUUCAGCACAGUACCGUUUGUUUCAGUCCUGAAAGGUUUAUUAUAAUUUGGAGAAAACAUGGAAAUGUCAUUAGAUAGUAAAGAAGCUGUAAACAGAGUAUUGGAUGUACUUUAUGAGUUACCACCAGAAUUUGCUCUCCAGUACAUGUCUAACUGUUUUGAUAUUUGUGCAACAAGAAAAGCCAAACGCAAGCAAAAUAAAUUGGUUCGUUUAGUUUGCAUGCUUUUGCAGUCUGCGAUAAGAAACAAACUUAUCAAUGUACAGAGAGACCUUAAGAAUGCAUUGAGAUUUCAGGAUAAAUUAGCCACUAGAUCACCUCCUCCACCAAAAUUACCUGAUGGUUCAUCUCAUAAAUUGUUUGGUAAUUACUAUUUUACUCGAGAUGGAAGACGUCAAGCUCGUCCUCCACUGAUCCUGAUAGAAGGAACAAAAAGGAAAGCUAUUACAGCUGGUGUCGAAGAAAAUGUUGAAGCAAAAUCUGUAACUAGUCAGAAAAUUGGUGCCAUUACUCCUGGUACUCCUUAUGUAUGGCCAGAACCCUCUUCACAGCCAACCAGAUAAUUUUUUGUUACUUGAAUAUGAAUUUGUAGUAUGCUGUUAUAUGCAAUGUUUAUUUGAUAGGAAUAAAUGUUUAUCCAUAGUA